Messenger RNA from Anopheles darlingi, 369 nucleotides. RefSeq lists its product as uncharacterized. The transcript is spliced from 3 exons. The coding region runs from base 1 to 369 and encodes 122 amino acids. The record is from RefSeq and is a predicted model, not a curated record. Lineage: Eukaryota; Metazoa; Arthropoda; Insecta; Diptera; Culicidae.
AUGUCUCCUCCGUGCGGGCUAGGGAUCGAUGUGGCAGCACCGUCGCUGCUGGUGGAGAGGGUACUCAAGACGGGAAAGAUGGCACACGAUAUGGAGCGGCGCUGUUGUAUCGGUCGCGAAAACAAGAAAUUGCUCCGGAAGAUCAAUCAAAUCUAUCGUACCAAGGGCUUCCUGGAUGUCGAUUACAGCUUCCGGGUACACCAGAGCCUGCACCAGGACUACCAGGAACGAAUGGCGCGUCGGAUUGAGCGAGAAAAUCCUUCAGUGGGUUCGAUGGAUGGACUUGAAUUGCUCAAUAGUUAUGGUAAUAAGUUUGGUCAAUUGCUUGAACCAAUUCGCUUUGAAGUUGUUCAGAAAAGGCGAAGAUGA